Molecule: messenger RNA, 5712 nt
Organism: Chrysemys picta bellii (western painted turtle)
Lineage: Eukaryota; Metazoa; Chordata; Testudines; Emydidae
Gene: KIT
Product: KIT proto-oncogene, receptor tyrosine kinase
Biological process (GO): positive regulation of receptor signaling pathway via JAK-STAT; positive regulation of MAP kinase activity; positive regulation of cell migration
Cellular component (GO): signaling receptor complex; plasma membrane
Molecular function (GO): cytokine binding; growth factor binding; transmembrane receptor protein tyrosine kinase activity
Source: RefSeq, a predicted model, not a curated record
CCCUCCCUCCCGCACUAGUGAGGUGUCAGUGCGCGCGGGAGGCUGGUGGCAGUGCUGGGAGCGAGGAGCGCAGCGCAGCGCAGGCAAGGCGCAGCGGCAGCAUGAAAGGCUCCUACCUGGCCUGGGAGCUGGCGGGCGCUGUGCUGCUGCUGAGCUUUCCAACAGGUGGCACAAUACCUUCUAUUACUCCAGAAAAAUCUUCCUUAGUUGUGAAUAGCGGACAAGAAGUAAGACUGAGAUGCAAUGAUGAUGGUCCAGUGACUUGGGAUUUUCAGAACUCAGACCCUUCAGGAAAGCCAAGACAUUUCAGGAAUAAGGAGUGGAACAUAAAAAAUGCAUCAGCCAAAGAUACAGGCAGAUACAUAUGCAAAAACAAAGAGAGUGUGAACACCUCCAUUUAUGUUUUUGUUAAAGAUCCACAGAUCCUUUUCCUUACUGACUCUGACCCUUUCAUCUACGUAAACGAGGACAGUGAUGCUCUUGUGGUGUGUCCAGUGACAGAUCCAGACGUUUCACAUUUCACCUUGAAAUUAUGUGGUGGCAAACCAUUCCCCGAGAAUUUGACGCUUAUUUCCAAUCCCCAGAAAGGAAUCACUAUCAGACAUGUACAAAGAUCAUUUAAAGGGUGCUACCAAUGCUCGGCAAAACAAAAUGGAGUUGAGACAAUUUCAGAAAAUAAAUACCUGAUUGUAAGGCCAGUUCACAAAGCCCUCCCUGUUAUCACCUUAUCCAAACCCAGCCAGCUUCUCAAAGAAGGGGAAGAAUUUGAAGUUACAUGCACAAUAAGAGAUGUAGAUAGUUCGUUAAAAGCUAAUUGGAUUCCUCAAAAUAACACGACUGUUAAAAGCAAAAGCAAGAAUAUCGGUGAUUAUGAAUAUGAAAGGAAAUUAACAUUGAGCAUCCGUUCAGUGGGAGUUAAUGAUUCUGGAGCAUUCACAUGCCAAGCAAGAAACUCUUUUGGAUCAUCCAAUGUCACAAUAACCUUGAACGUACUAGAUAAAGGAUUUGUCAAUGUGUCUACUACGAAGAAUACAACAGUAGAUGUAAAUGCUGGGGAAAAUCUAAAUUUAAUAGUUGAGUAUGAGGCGUAUCCAAGACCAGAAGAAGAAGUGUGGUUGUAUAUGAAUGAAACAUUACACAAUUCAUCUGAUCACUAUGUCAAAUUCAAGACUGUGGGCAAUAACAGAUACAGGAGUGAACUUCACCUUACCCGAUUAAAAGGAACAGAAGGAGGCAUUUACACAUUUUUUGUAUCCAAUUCUGAUGCCAAGUCCUCUCUAACAUUUAAUGUCUAUGUGAACACAAAACCAGAGAUUCUCACCUCAGACAGACUUAGCAAUGGCAUGCUCCAGUGUGUGGCAGCUGGCUUCCCUGCCCCUACAAUAGAUUGGCGUUUUUGUCCAGGAACUGAGCAGAGGUGUUUCGAUUCACCAGCUAUAUCUCCUGUGGAUGUGAAGAUCUAUUCUAGAAAUUCAUCCUUUCCAUCAUUUGGAAGGAUAGUGGUUGAAAGUACCAUUGAUGCCAGCACGUUCAAAAACAAUGGCACUAUAUCAUGUGAGGCUUCCAAUGAUGUUGCCAGAAGUACUGCUUUUUUCAACUUUGCUGUUAAAGAACAUAUGAGUACCCACACCCUCUUCACUCCUUUACUGAUAGGGUUUGGAGUAGCAGCAGGACUGAUGUGCAUCGUAGUAAUGAUUCUUGUGUACAAAUAUCUACAGAAACCUAAAUAUGAAGUUCAGUGGAAAGUCGUUGAAGAAAUAAAUGGAAACAACUAUGUUUAUAUAGACCCAACACAACUUCCUUAUGAUCAGAAAUGGGAGUUUCCUAGAAACCGAUUGAGUUUUGGUAAAACUCUUGGUGCUGGAGCUUUUGGGAAAGUUGUGGAGGCUACUGCAUAUGGUCUGUUUAAAUCUGAUGCUGCAAUGACAGUAGCAGUAAAAAUGCUCAAACCUAGUGCCCAUUUAACAGAGAGAGAAGCCUUAAUGUCUGAACUCAAAGUUUUGAGUUACCUUGGUAACCACAUUAAUAUCGUGAAUCUACUUGGAGCCUGCACUAUUGGAGGCCCCACUCUGGUCAUCACGGAAUAUUGCUGCUAUGGUGAUCUUUUGAAUUUUCUGAGAAGGAAACGCGAUUCAUUUAUUUGCCCAAAGCAUGACGAAUAUGCAGAAACAGCAGUUUACGAGAACCUUCUGCAUCAAAAAGAGCCUGCAUGUGAUGUCAUCAAUGAAUACAUGGACAUGAAACCAGGAGUCUCUUAUGUUGUUCCACCAAAAGCAGAUAAAAGAAGAUCAGGGAGGACAGGAUCAUAUAUGGAUCGAGAUGUUACCAUUGCCAUAUUAGAAGAUGACGAAUUGGCUCUGGACGUUGAAGUUCUACUGAGUUUUUCUUAUCAGGUGGCAAAGGGCAUGAGCUUCCUUGCCUCCAAAAAUUGCAUUCAUAGGGAUCUGGCGGCAAGAAACAUUCUUCUCACUCAUGGUCGAAUAACAAAAAUUUGUGACUUUGGCCUUGCUAGAGAUAUAAAGAAUGACUCAAAUUAUGUGGUCAAAGGAAAUGCUCGGCUUCCUGUAAAGUGGAUGGCACCUGAAAGUAUUUUCAACUGUGUUUAUACUUUCGAGAGUGAUGUCUGGUCUUAUGGAAUAUUGCUUUGGGAACUGUUUUCUUUAGGAAGCAGCCCCUACCCUGGAAUGCCUGUGGACUCUAAGUUUUAUAAAAUGAUUAAGGAAGGAUACAGAAUGUUUAGUCCAGAAUGCGCACCAGUUGAAAUGUAUGAGAUAAUGAAGAGUUGCUGGGACGCUGAUCCUUUACAGAGACCAACAUUUAAGCAAAUUGUACAGCUAAUUGAGCAGCAGCUUUCAGAUAAUGCAAACCAUGCUUACUCAAACUUUUCACCCCAUCAAGGAAAUGCUGCAGAUCACUCAGUGAGGAUUAAUUCUGUGGGCAGCAGCGCAUCAUCUACUCAGCCCCUUCUGGUACGCGAAGAUGCUUGAAAGAGGAGAGGGACAUCUGGAAAAUAGGCAGCCCAGAUGGAUUAGGCACUCUUAUUCUGCAGGGGACGAGAGAGAGUAGACAUUAAUGAUUUGUCUUACUUUACUCACUACCAAGGUAGUCUGAACAUUGCUAUAAUACUGUCCUUUACCACGCACCAUUACACGUAAACUUAGUCCAUCCACCACAGCCAUUGUUGCAGUGUUGACUGAAGCUGUAUAUACUUUGCUAUAUUGUAUGUUUUUGCAGUAGGGAGUCAUAUAAACAAAAAUCUAAAUCUUAAACCUGGAUCUGGAGCUAGAUGAAUACAAACCAAACCAACUAUUAAACAGUGCAUCUGUAGAUCUGUGCCUGGAAAGCUAAUAGUCAUUUUCUGAUUGCUUGGUUGUUGGGGAUUUUUUGCUACAUUUCUGAAAUAAAUAAAUACAUACACACAUACAAAUAGCUGCUUGCAAGUGGCCAAGUCUAAAACCCUACCAAUGUCACAAGCAGGUGUUCUGAAUUGGAUGCCAUGAGAAGAGGGUACCAUGUGGACAUGGAGAGGGGUGGGAGUGAGCAGAAUAACAUCUCCUCCCCCAACCCCCCAAACACCUCAGCCUGUGCAUCCCCUAGACCACUGAAGGACUCUGCAAUUAGGGAGGGCUUUCCAGACACCUGGGGAAGGAGAGCAUUGUGGAACUUCUCUCCCCUUCCAUCAUGUCUAAGUUUAAGAUUCUGUCAUGGGUAUUUUUGGUAAAAGUCAGGAACAGGUCAUGUGCAAAUUCACAGAAGCCCAUGACCUGUCCCUGACUUUUAUUCAAAAUAACUCUGACAAAAUGGGGUGACAGGGGGAUGAGAGCCCAAGCCCUGCUUCAGGUUGGGGAAAGCGGGGUCCAGCACCCACUGCUUCAGCUGACAGCUCUGGGGCCCCUUGGCGCCCACAGUGGCUCAGAGCUCCAGGGUCCUUCUGCCUCCCACAGUGACUCGGCGCUCCAGGGUCAGAGGCUUGGAGCUCUGGGAAUUCCUGACACCAGCAGCUGCUGAGAGUUGCAGGGGCCCUCACCACCCACAGAAACUGAGAGCUGUGGUUUAGAGUUCCAGGGGCCCAGCUGGCUGACAUCUCCAGCCCUGCUCACCCCAGGGCUGAAGGGAAAUGUCACGAAGGUCUCUGGAAGACACAGAAUCCAUUACUUCUGUGACCGCCGUGACAUAAUCUUAGCUUUACUCAUGUUCCAGCCCAUGUUUCACACAGUUUUCAUUCCAAGCAAAGAGGGUGGUGUUACAGGGUGGAAGGGGAGAAGUACAUGCUUGGCUAAUAUUUGUAUCUUAAAAAUGGACAAAAAAUGUGUAAGAGAAUAAUCUCUUUCCAUAGCUGUAGUAGUUUGAUCUGGGUACAGAGGAGAUGUUUAUAGUAGGAUCCACAUACCUUAAGGACAGGCAGUUAAUUUUUCACCUUAUUUUAAAAAAAGAGCACAGUCAAAGAAUUCUUUUUUCCAGAGGGCCCCUUGUGUUCAUACACAAGUGUAAAUUUCCCACAGAUGGGCCCACGUACCGUAACUUGGAAAGGCUUUGUUCUCAGUCCUUCUCUUUCCAGCUGAAUAUUAUAUGAUGGUAAAAUUAAUAAGAGGAAAAGAUUAUUAAUUGGGAAACAUUGGAUCUUAAUGUAGCAGAACACAAAAUAUAGCUUCAGCCUUAUUUUACAGAUAUGUAGAUGUUGGGUUACAAUAUGUUUUUUAAAAAUACUAGCUCUGAGCCCAAGACUCUGCUUAAGUGUCCGAAACAACCAUUUUUUCCAGCACGAAUACUGCUAGUUCGUCUCUUCCUAUAUUCCUGUCAAGUAUAAAUCAGCAAAAACAUUGAAAGAAGCAUGUAGGAGGCAGUACUACUUAAGUACCUAUUUAUUUACAAUGCGCCUGCACUUAAGCACUCUGUUAUUUAUACUCAACAUACCAGUCAGUCUCGUUGUUUUGAGUUUACAUUUACUUUUUAUGUGUAACUAACUGCCCAAAACAAGAUAGCUGUAAAUGCACACACUGGUAUUAUAAUUUUAAUACCACACGUUUUCAUACUUUAUUUUAUACAACCAUGUAUUUGGUAUAUAGUUUUAGAAAUUUGUUAACCAAUCUUAAAAUAGCCAUUUGCACUGGACCUAUCUAUGCUGUUGCACCUUUCUAAAGUUAGCCAGUUGUUUGGGGGCACACUUAUGCAUAUCAUACUUGUUGUUGAGCAUUAUUGAUUCAAUGCUAUGAAAAUUCUUUUGUAGUGUGCUGGCUUUCAGAGCUAUUGUAGACAGUCUAGUUGGUAUAAUUGUAGGUGUCUCGGUACUUUGCGGGCACUUAGCUGAAAGAAUUUUUGGUCUCAAAUAUUCUUUAAAUUUAUAUUUUUGUAAUUUGGGUUUUUUGAAACUUAUUUUGCAGUGACUUGAUGUUUUAAAUGGUUUUACGCAUUUUUUUUGUAAAUAUGGAAAUGUAGCAAUAAUGUCAUUUUGACUAGUCUCAGUCCUUGAGUCACAAAAAUAUUUUUAUAUAUAUAGAGAGAGAGAAAUGCAAAAACCAUAUGUAUAAAUAAUGUAUGUGUUUGAAAGUUUAUGAAACACUUUUGGAUAUGUUGUCCAGUUGUAGAAUUGCAGUUCUAAAGAGUUCAAAUAAAAAUGUAAAUACACAUUCCUAUGCUACUGAUGUGUAAUAUCUUAAAAUGUAAUAUUUCUUUUAGUUAUAAAUCUUAAUAAAGUCUUGGGUGGAUGCAAAA